UUCAGAACUGGACAGGUUAUCAACUAUCUUCGGAUCAUUUUGUUUGAAUACUUGUCAUAAUCGGAUGGUGUUUGAAGUGUAGGUCUGAUUUAAGGGCUUUGGCCACUGUUAGUGGUUUCCGAUUUCGGCGACACCUUCAAUUAUCCUGCGACAUUCUGCACAGCGCUCGGUAUCAGUGUUGUUAACACUGAUUGUGCUUUUGAGUUUGUAAAUAUUAUCCGCUCUGCAAUCAGACUACAUCUAGAUCAGAGCUUCUGUCAAAAUGGCCACUAUGGAGAAGCUGAUGAAGGCGUUUGAGUCGCUCAAAUCAUUCCAGCAGCAGCAAGGCCCGCUGUCGGCCGAAGAGCUCGUCCAGAAACAGAAAAAAGACCUUGCUACAACCAAAAAGGACAGAGUGACUCAUUGUAUGACGAUUUGCGAAAACAUCAUGGCACAGUCACUGAGGACAUCGCCAGAGUUCCAGAAAUUUCUUGGAAUUGCCAUGGAAAUGUUCUUGCUGUGCAGUGACGACAAGGAGUCUGACGUCAGGAUGGUGGCCGAUGAGUGCCUCAACAAAAUCAUCAAAGCUUUGAUGGAUUCCAACCUGCCUAGACUGCAGCUUGAGCUGUACAAAGAGAUUAAAAAGAAUGCUGCCUCUCGGAGUCUGCGGGCAGCUCUCUGGAGGUUUGCUGAGCUUGCUCACCUGGUGCGUCCACAGAAAUGCAGGCCGUACUUGGUGAAUCUGUUGCCAUGUCUGACCCGGAUCACUAAACGUCAAGAGGAGACGGUACAGGAAACUCUGUCUUCCUCAAUUCCUAAAAUCAUGGCUGCCCUCGGACACUUUGGCAAUGAUGGAGAGAUCAAGAUGCUGCUGAAGGCCUUUGUUGCCAAUCUGAAAUCCAGCUCUCCAACUAUCCGCCGCACAGCGGCCAGCUCUGCCGUCAGUGUGUGUCAGCACUCACGCAGAACACACUACUUCUACACCUGGCUUCUUAACGUGCUGCUUGGUUUGGUGGUACCAGUGGAUGAGGAGCAUUCCAGUCACCUGAUUCUGGGUGUCUUACUGACAUUGCGCUACCUGAUGCCACUUAUUCAGCAGCAGGAUCCUAACACCAGUCUGAAGGGCAGCUUUGGGCUCGUUCGUAAAGAGGCAGAUGUCUCCCCCUCACCUGAGCAGCUCAUCCAGGUGUAUGAGCUGACCCUGCACUACACACAGCACUGGGAUCAUAAUGUGGUGACGGCGUCUCUAGAGCUUCUCCAGCAGGUGUUUCGCACUCCUCCCCCUGAGCUGCUGAACGCGCUCAUCACGCCUGGCAAAAUCACACACACUAGUGUCUUCAAAGUAGAGAUGGAGAGCCGUGCACGCAGUGGCAGCAUCACCGAGCUUAUUGGUAAGCUGUUGUUAGGUGAAGAAGAGGGUUUAGAGGAUGACCCUGAGAGGGCAGAGGUCACCACAGGAUCUUUCACUGCUUCAGUAGGUGGUGACAGCUCCAGUGAAGCUCCGUCAUCGUCAGGCGUUUCAUCUCUUGGCACAUCUGACAUCAUCACAGAGCAGCCACGCUCCUCCCAGCACACCUUGCAGUCGGGAGACUCUGUAGACCUGAGUGCUUCAGAGCAGGGGGUUGGACCUGAUACUCCAGACGAUGAAGAUGAGGAGGACAUGCUAAGCCGCAGCUCAAGCGGAGGCACUGGGGUCGUCAGCUCAUCUGCCAACUUAAUAACUGAUUGCAACCAAAUGUCUACAGGUGCCGCGUCAUCAUCACCCCCUAGUGACAGUUCCCAGACGACUACGGAGGGUCCAGAUUCCGCCGUGACGCCUUCAGAUUGCGCUGAGCUCGUGUUGGACGGCAGUGAGAGUCAGUACUCAGGGAUGCAGAUCGGCACAUUGCAGGACGAGGAAGAGGAGGGAGCAGCUCCACCGCCUGACAAACCUUCAGAGCCUUUCUCUCAAUCUGCACUGGCUUUAAGUAAGCCCCACCUUCUGGAGGGCAAAGGUCACAACAGGCAAUCAUCCGACAGCAGUGUGGAUCGAUUCAUACCAAAGGAAGAGGUUCUGGAGUCAGCAGAACUUGACAACAAGCCAUCAAGGAUUAAAGGAGAUAUUGGUCACUACACUGACCCAAAGGAAGAGCCUCUGGUGCACUGUGUGCGGCUGCUGGCUGCCUCCUUUCUGCUCCCUGGACAAAGAAACGGGCUGGUUCCUGAUAAUGAGGUCCGUGUGAGUGUUAAGGCAUUAGCUGUCAGCUGUGUGGGUGCAGCAGCAGCUCUUCUGCCAGAAGCUUUCUUCAACAGACUUUACCUGCACCCGAUAGACGGACAGCAGCCAGAUGAGCAACAGUACAUCAGUGAUGUACUGCAGUACAUUGAACAUGGGGACCCUCAGAUCAGAGGAGCUACAGCCAUCCUGUGUGGGGCUUUAAUCCUGGCCAUCCAUCUGAAGACACGAUACAACACAGAGACAUGGCUAUCACAGAUCCACAGUGUCACAGGAAACUCUGUGGCACUGGAAGACUUUGUGCCUCUGCUGCAGCGCAGUUUGAAGGAUGAGUCCUCAGUCACAUGUAAAAUGGCCUGUGCUUCUGUUAGGCACUGCAUCAUGGCACUGUGUAGUGGCAGUCUCAGUGAACUGGGUCUGCAGCUGCUCAUUGACCUCUUGACCCUAAAAGACUGCUCCUAUUGGCUGGUUCGCACCGAGCUCCUGGAAACACUUGCUGAGAUUGACUUCAGGUUAAUAAGUUUCUUGGAGAGAAAAACUGAGAAGUUACACAAAGGAGAGCAUCACUACACUGGGUUGUUAAGGCUGCAGGACAGAGUUCUGAAUGACGUUGUGCUUUACCUGCUGGGCGAUGAGGAUCCACGCGUCAGACACAUAGCAGCUAACACCAUCAGCAGGUUAGUGCCCAGGUUGUUCUAUGACUGUGAUCAGGCUCAGACAGACCCGGUUGUGGCCAUAGCUCGAGAUCAGAGCAAUGUGUAUCUACAACUACUUAUGCACGAGACCCUGCCACCAUCACAGUUCACCGUCAGCACAAUCACACGAACGUACCGCGGCUACAGCCUUUGUCAGAAUGCACCAGAUAUUACCAUGGAGAACAAUUUGUCUCGGGUCAUCACUGCCAUCUCGCAUGCCCUCACAUCUUCAACUUCCAGAGCCAUGACAUUUGGCUGUUGUGAGGCUCUGUGCCUUCUCUCUAGCACCUUCCCAGUGUGCACCUGGAGCACAGGCUGGCACUUUGGCUUUGUGAGCUCCUCUGUCUUUCAGCUUAACCGCUCAAGCCAGUACCGCAGCAGAGGACGAUCCUUCAGUCUCUGUCAGCCUGGCAGUUUGAGUAAUGAGGAGGUACGCAAGUCUCUGACAGUGGGCGUGGCCAGUAUGGUUCUGUCUCUGCUCUCCUCUGCCUGGUUUCCACUUGAUCUCUCUGCUCAUCAGGCUGCUCUGCUGCUGGCUGGAAACCUUCUUGCAGCUGUUGCACCAAAGUGCAUGAAGAGUCCAGGAACAGGUGAGGAGGAAUCUAGCUCCGCCCCCUCCAAGCAAGAAGAAACGUGGCCUGGUCUCAAUGACCGAUCUUUGGUUGUUAUGGUGGAGCAGCUGUUCUCACACUUGCUGAAGAUCCUGAACAUCUGCGCCCAUGUGCUGGAUGACACGCCCCCAGGCCCUGCUGUCAAGGCCACUUUGCCCUCAUUGGCAAACACUCCGUCUCUCAGUCCAAUCAGGCGGAAGGGUAAAGAAAAGGAGAUGAGUGAGCCGAGUGCCACCCCCAUGAGCCCAAAGAAAGGAGGAGAGACCAACACAGGCAGAGCGGCAGACAGCACAGCAACUGCUGCGGUUAACAAGUCCACCACGCUGGGCAGCUUUUACCACCUCCCCACGUACCUAAAGCUGUAUGAUGCACUGAGAGCCACGCAAGCCAACUACAAAGUCACAUUAGAUCUCCACAGCACCAAUGAGAAGUUUGGUAGUUUCCUGCGGUCAGCGCUUGAUGUCCUUUCCCAGCUGCUUGAGUUGGCAACCCUGCAUGAUAUAGGAAAAUGUGUGGAAGAGAUCCUGUGUUACCUCAAGUCCUGUUUCUCACGAGAACCGACAAUGGCUACUGUGUGUGUUCAACAGUUGUUGAAGGCAUUGUUUGGGACCAACCUUGCGUCUCAGUAUGAGGGAGCCACAUCUCAAACGUGUCGGUCCCAGGGCAAGGCCCUCCGGCUCGGCUCGACCAGUGUGAGGCCUGGCCUCUAUCAUUACUGCUUCAUGGCCCCAUACACACACUUUACCCAGGCCCUUGCAGACGCCAGUCUCAGAAACAUGGUGCAAGCUGAACAAGAACAGGAUGCCUCUGGGUGGUUUGAUGUCAUGCAAAAAGUAUCCAAUCAGCUGAGGUCAAGCAUCACCAAUGUCACUCGCCAUCGAGGAGACAAGAAUGCUAUUCAUAAUCACAUCCGCUUGUUUGAGCCUCUGGUGAUAAAGGCUCUGAAACAGUACACCACCAGCACCUCAGUGGCCCUGCAAAGACAGGUGCUGGAUCUGCUUACCCAACUAGUUCAACUCCGAGUGAACUACUGCCUGCUUGAUUCAGACCAGGUGUUCAUUGGUUUCGUGCUAAAGCAGUUUGAGUAUAUUGAAGUGGGGCAGUUUAGGGACUCGGAAGAAAUUGUGCCCAACAUUUUCUUCUUUCUGGUUCUGCUGUCGUAUGAACGCUACCACUCCAAACAGAUCAUCAGCAUCCCAAAGAUUAUUCAGCUGUGUGACGGCAUCAUGGCCAGCGGCAGGAAGGCGGUAACACAUGCAAUCCCUGCUCUGCAGCCUAUAGUGCACGACUUGUUUGUGCUGCGCGGCUCUAAUAAAGCUGAUGCAGGAAAGGAGUUGGACACUCAGAAGGAGGUGGUGGUGUCCAUGCUGCUACGCCUUAUACAACACCAUCAGGUUCUGGAGAUGUUUAUUCUGGUGCUGCAACAGUGCCACAAAGAGAAUGAAGAUAAGUGGAAGAGGCUUUCACGACAAAUUGCUGACAUCAUCCUGCCGAUGAUCGGCAAACAACAAAUGCACCUGGACUCUCAUGAGGCAUUGGGAGUGUUGAACACCCUGUUUGAGACAGUGGCUCCCUCCUCACUGCGGCCGGUGGACAUGCUGCUGAAGAGCAUGUUCAUCACACCUUCUACCUUGGCAUCAGUGGGCACGGUGCAGUUGUGGGUGUCUGGCAUUCUCGCCAUCCUGCGUGUUCUCAUCUCGCAGUCCACAGAGGACAUCAUUCUGUCUCGUAUUCAAGAGCUUUCACUCUCACCAAACUUUCUCUCCUGUCCCACUAUUUGCCAACUCCGAGAAGAUGACCCUUCUCCCCCUGUUGCCCAGUCCACUACCAUGGAAGAGACCAAUGGGGAGCCCCAGCGUUUCCCGCCUGAGGAAACCUUUGCCAGGUUCUUAUUGCAGUUGGUGGGGGUAUUGCUGGAUGACAUUGCUACCAAGGAGGUGAAGGUUGACAUGAGUGAGCAACAGCACACUUUUUACUGUCAGCAGCUUGGGACACUGCUCAUGUGUCUCAUCCACAUCUUCAAAUCAGGAAUGUUCCGGCGUAUCACGGCAGCAGGAAGCAGGCUACUGAAGGCAGAGGGAGUGGAGGGGUGUCGUUUUUAUACCCUGGAAGGUCUGAAUGGGCUGGUUAUCCAGCUCAUCACCACACAUCCGUCUCUAGUCCUGCUCUGGUGUCAGGUCCUUCUCAUCAUCAACUACACCAACUAUACCUGGUGGUCAGAGGUGCAUCAGACGCCCAGGAGACACAGUCUGUCCAGUACUACUCUGCUGAGCCCGCACUCAUCUGGAGAAGAGGAGAGACCAGAGGGAAAACUGGCCAUGUGCAACAGAGAGAUUGUCAGACGAGGGGCCCUUAUUCUCUUCUGUGACUACGUGUGUCAAAACCUGCACGACUCUGAGCAUCUGACAUGGCUGACAGUGAAUCAUGUGAGCGAUCUGAUCAGUCUUUCCCAUGAGCCACCAGUGCAGGAUCUCAUCAGUGCAGUUCAUCGAAACUCUGCGGCCAGCGGCCUCUUCAUACAGGCUAUUCAAUCACGCUGUGACAACCUUUCUACUCCUGUGAUGCUAAAGAAGACUUUGCAGUGUCUGGAAGGCAUUCACCUAAGUCAGUCUGGGGCUCUGCUUAUGUUAUAUGUGGACAAACUACUCAACACACCGUUCCGUGUACUGGCUCGAAUGGUGGACACACUUGCCUGUAGACGUGUGGAGAUGCUACUGGCUGAGACCUUACAGAAUAGUAUAGCUCAGCUACCUCUGGAGGAGCUGGACAGGAUUCAGCAGUACCUUCAGACCAGUGGCCUUGCUCAGAGGCAUCAGCGGUUCUACUCCCUGCUGGACAGGUUCAGAGCAACUGUUGCUGAAGAUACCAAGAGCCCUACUGCCCUCAUUACAUCACACCCACUGGAUGGGGACCCACCCCCUUCCCCUGAAAAUGUUGAACCUAAUAAGGAGUGGUAUGUUGCUCUGGUGAAAUCUCAAUGUUGUUCGAGAGGUGAUGGAGCUCUAUAUGAAACCACAGAGCUGCUGACCAAACUUCCCCAACCUGACCUAAAUGACUUAAUGACCUGCAAGGACUUUAACCUUUGUCUGCUGGCAUCAUGUCUGAGUGUUGGGUUGCAGAGGAUGUGUAAGGAUCAUGGGGCAGUUUUAUUUGAGACGGCUCAACAGGUGGCCUUUGAGCGAUUGGCCGGUGUUAUAGAGCUCCUUCCCUCCCCCCACCAGCCCCUCCUCCCUUCCUCCAAGACCUGUGUGGAUGCCUACAGGGAGAAACUCAAUCAAGUGUAUGGUGAGCCUGGGUUUUAUCAGACUGUGUUGAGUCUGUGUGGAGUGUUGAGUCAGUAUCUGCUGUCUCUGUCCAAAUUCCCCUUCUCAUUACACAUUCCCAAAGACAAAGAGACACUCAUUACCACCUUCAGCACCCUUGCCAUAGAGGUGGUGGUGUGGCGUUUGCUGCAGGAUCAGCUGCCUCUGAGUGUGGAUAUUCAGAUGAGUCUGUCAUGUCUGUGUCUGGCUCUCCAGCAGCCGGCGGUGUGGACACACUUCACAUCCCCCUCCUACCUCACACACACCUGCUCCAUCAUCCAAUGCGUACAGCUCCUUAUCCACGCAGUCGCUGUUGGUCCUGGUGACCAGCUUCUGAGGCCAGAAAGGAAAACAUCCAAAACAGAUCAGUCAGAGGAGGACCAGGUGGAUUCAGCGUCAGACAAUCAGCGUCUAUGGCAAUGUUGUGAGAUCAUGGCUGAGCUGGUUGAAGCACUGCAGAGUGUGCUGGCUCUGGGCCACCAUAGAAACAAGAACAUCCCAGCAUUCCUUACACCAACCCUUCAGAAUGUCAUCAUCAGCCUGGCAAGGCUGCCCCUUGUAAACAGCUAUACCCGCAUCCCACCACUGGUCUGGAAACUGGGCUGGUGCCCCAGGCCUACAGGAGAGUUUGGCACAGCAUUGCCUGAGAUUCCUGUAGAGUUCCUUCAAGAAAAAGAUGUCUUCAGGGAGUUCCUUUACCGCAUUAACACUCUGGGCUGGAGCAGUCGGACACAGUUUGAGGAAACAUGGGCCACUCUGUUGGGGGUGCUGGUCACUCAGCCAAUCACGAUGGACCAAGAGGAGGAGACUCAGCAAGAGGAGGAUCUGGAGAGGACUCAGAUAAAUGUACUGGCAGUGCAGGCCAUCACCUCUCUGGUGCUGAGUGCCAUGACUCUACCAACAGCAGGAAAUCCAGCUGUCAGCUGCCCUGAACAGCAACCCCGAAACAAAAUACUUAAAGCUUUGGACACUAGGUAUGGCCGUAAGCUGAGUGUGAUCAGAGGUAUGGUUGAGCAUGAAAUUCAAGCCAUGGUGUCCAAGAGGGACAACAUUGCCACACACUUCCCCUAUCAAGCCUGGGACCCUGUGCCAUUCUUAUCAUCCUCAACGGCAGGCACCCUGAUCAGCCACGAGAAACUCCUUCUGCAGAUAAACACAGAGAGGGAGAUGGGAAACAUGGACUACAAACUGGGUCAAGUGUCAAUUCAUUCAGUGUGGUUAGGAAAUAAUAUUACCCCUCUGAGGGAGGAAGAAUGGGGUGAGGAUGAGGAAGAUGAAACGGAUGCACCCGCACCUUCCUCGCCACCAUUAUCGCCAAUCAACUCCAGGAAGCACCGUGCUGGGGUUGACAUCCAUUCCUGCUCCCAGUUCCUCCUGGAGCUCUACAGCCAGUGGAUCCUCCCAGGCAGCCCCAGCAGUAGGAAGACUCCUGUUGUGCUCAUCAGUGAGGUGGUCAGAUCGCUGCUGGCAGUAUCUGAUCUCUUCACAGAGAGAAAUCAAUUUGAUAUGAUGUUCUCCACUCUGACUGAGCUGCAGAAGGUCCAUCCACCAGAGGAUGAGAUCCUCAACCAGUACCUUGUACCGGCUAUCUGCAAAGCAGCUGCGGUGCUGGGCAUGGAUAAGGCCAUUGCCGAGCCUGUGUGCCGUCUGUUGGAAAGCACCUUACGCAGCACUCAUCUGCCCAGUCGUAUCGGUGCACUGCAUGGAGUUCUAUAUGUGCUGGAAUGUGAUCUACUGGAUGACACAGCACGCCAGCUCAUACCUACUGUCAGCGAAUACCUGCUCUCUAACAUUAAAACUUUAGCACACUGUGUGAACCUACACAACCAGCAGCAUGUGUUGGUGAUGUGCGCCGUAGCAUUCUACAUGAUGGAGAACUACCCACUGGAUGUAGGAUCUGAGUUCAAUGCUGGGGUCAUUCAGCUGUGCUGUGUGAUGCUGUCAGCUAGCGAGGAGGCCACUCCGUCCGUCAUUUACCACUGUGUUCUUCGUGGUCUGGAGCGAUUGCUUCUGUCUGAGCAGUUGUCACGCAUGGAUGCGGAAACGCUAGUCAAGCUGAGCGUGGACCGGGUGAACAUGCCCAGUCCACACCGUGCCAUGGCUGCCCUGGGUCUCAUGCUCACCUGCAUGUACACAGGUGUGGCUGCAGAGGAAGGGAAAGAGAAGGGAACUCCUGGCCUCCCCGCUGAUGCAGAUACUACGGCUCCUGACAGUGAAUCAGUCAUCGUUGCCAUGGAGCGUGUAUCCGUUCUCUUUGACAGGAUUCGUAAAGGUUUUCCGAGUGAGGCACGUGUGGUGGCACGGAUCCUUCCGCAGUUCCUGGAUGACUUUUUCCCUCUGCAAGACGUCAUGAACAAAGUCAUUGGAGAGUUCCUGUCCAAUCAGCAGCCUUAUCCACAGUUCAUGGCUACAGUGGUCUACAAAGUAUUUCAAACACUUCAUGCGACUGGCCAGUCCUCCAUGGUCCGUGAUUGGGUACUACUCUCUCUUUCGAACUUCACGCAGAGAACACCUGUCGCCAUGGCAAUGUGGAGCCUGUCCUGUUUCUUUGUCAGUGCCUCGACCAGCCAGUGGAUCUCUGCCCUCCUGCCUCAUGUCAUUAGUCGUAUGGGGAAGUCAGACACAGUGGACAUAAGCCUCUUUUGUCUGGUUGCUAUGGAUUUCUACCGACACCAAAUCGAUGAAGAGUUAGACCGCAGGGCCUUCCAGUCUGUCUUUGAGAUGGUGGCUUCUCCUGGUAGCCCAUAUUACCAACUACUCUGCUGUUUGCAGAGCAUUCACCAAGACACAUCACUAUAAAACAGACCGUAACAAGAUUGGAGACUGGCCACAAUAUUACAUAAUAAUAUUUCAUUAGGACCUACAUUGCAGUUAGUCAUUAAAGAAUGGUUACAUAAUGUGGCCCAUACUAGAACAGAAGACAUCAUUGGAAAUAUUGAGCUGAAUCUGUUGAUAUGAUACCAUCUGUGAUAUACAAGCGGACAUUUCCCCAAAUAGUUCAUAGUUAUUAGAGACAGUGGGACCAAAGCACUUUCACUGAAGUAUGUGGCCACAAAAAUCACAUUGCACCCAAACACCUAAAGUCUUUAUUUAAAAAAAAAAAAAAAAAAGUAUGUCUACUACUACCAGACAACCAGAAUAUGUGACUUUAACCUCUUGGCACUAAGAACAGUUUUUAUGAAGGCAGGCUUUUUUCUCCUUAAUCUGUUUGUAUAAAUUCAUUUGGAAUCUACGAGUGUUACUGAAGAUUUCCUGUCAUGCAGUCCAAGCAAAGACCAUCAGUAGAACAUUGAUAUUCUUCUACAUAGAAUUUUCAAAUAGAGUUUCAUAAACCGACUGAAGAACAUGUAGCUAAUGUUGAUACAAAAACUACGGAGUCAAAUCGUCCUUUAUUAAAACACUUCAUCUCAAAGAUCACAUUUGUGUUUACAGACCGUAUGGAAUUUGCCCACGUUCAGCUACUUCAAGUUACUACAAAUGCAGAUAUACAAGCUGGCUAUAGUCGCCAGUACAUCCAGUUAUUUUCUACAAUUCCUGUUUCUACCCUGUUCUCCACCAAUCGCACUUAAAUUGCCUGUAACAAAGUUUAUGAUUCCUCUUACAGUUUAGUUGUUUAUAUUUGUUGUUUUUAAGUUGACGCAUUUUAAGUUGAGCCAUUUUAUAUGGACGAGGUUUGAAAUAGCUAUAGCAGUUAGGGGAGAGGUGUUUAGAUUACACAGUUUCUGCUUAAAACAUGACAGCUCAAAUCUUCAUAACAUGAUAUGUACCUUGCAACACAUUUAUCUUUUGAUUAUUUGAGAUAUUUCUUUCAAAAGCUCAGGACGUAAGGUAUGAUUAUUGGUUUAGUUUAAUGACUGGAAGUAUGCAUUUUAUUCUAGAGUGUUUACAUCCUGUACAAUUUGUGUAAAAGUAAUGAUAUUUGUGAUGAAAUUAAUAAACUGUGGCGCAUGACAACACCCAUUAAUGGACAUGAGAUGGCAUAAAGUGAAAGGCUUUUUGUAAACAAAACUGUGCAGUAACCCAGCCUUUCUUUUCACCUUUAUGAGACUUGGGGGAGGGAAAAAACAGAUAAACAAUAAUUUAAUUGUUGUCUCGGGUGGCAAAGGAGCCUUCACUGUAAAUAGAAUCCUUAGGUGACAAGCUGAAGAGAUCUUUGUAUAUUAUAUUCGAAGCAUGCUGUAGUCUGUUUUCAAUAUUAAAUAUUUUUUGUGAUGUCACAGUAACCGAUGAAAUGGGAUGACUGUUGUGAUUGUUAGUGGGAUGACAGUCUACAUGGACACGGUUAAACUAUAACUACCAAUGACUGACAAAUUUGGCAAAUUGACGCAACUCACAGCAUGCUUUUUAGUUUGCUACCAUGCAGGCAAUUAGCUGGGCAUGUUUGAUAGUAUACAGACCAUUAGAUGUUUGUUCAUUCUGAAGCGAUAAGAUGUUUGCUUUGUCUUAGUAAAGCAGAAUAUGUACAUAGCACUUGAUAUUUUCACUGCUCAGUGAAAAGCCUUUUCUUCUCUGAAAUGUAUUGGCACGUUCACCUUGCUUCAAUAUUGCCCCAUGCCUACAGCAUUUAUUGCAAGUAACAUAGUGACAGAUUAUAACGCCAUUCAAAAUGAUGGCUUUACAUAGUAAGAUUGUUUGGUUGUUGGGCUGCUUCAGUGGCCAAAUAGGACAGUAGUGUUAAGGUCAGAUACAACUUUAAUCCUUUUACAAAAACCACUGGUGUAGUUGGUCCAAACAUGAAAAUACUACAUAAUUGUAACAUUUACUUUGUGCACCUACAACUGACCAUUUCAGACAUAUCUGAAAGUAAAUACCUUCCAUCCUUUUUAGUUUUUAUGUAUCUAAGAAGGGGAGGGGAUAGCUCUGACUGAUUUCAUGCAUCUCAAGUAAAAAUGUUUUUUUUUUUUUAAAGUUACUCGCUUUGCAUUAUAUUGCUCAUUCCCAGCAAAUUUGAGAAGGAUAUACAUUAACUGCAGGCAGAGCUCCAAAAAGGGUCGGGAGCUCCAAACCGCCAGGAAAGAUAUAGGGAGCCCCUAACCAUGAGUGGAAGUGAAGCCCCCUUUUAGAGGAACCCAGCCCUCUUUGGGAGAUUCCGACCCCAUUUGGAGAUCUCCAGGCCACAGCUAGACCUACUUGGCAAAUUCAGGAAAUGUCCGUGGCCCUGUUGAUCUCCAUUUUUAUCUCCUUAUGAAAGUAGUGAUCCUUUAGAACAUGUAUUCGAUAAGCCUAUUGUACCUGAGAUGGGUAAGACCUAAUUGGAGAUUAGCAGAUAGGAGCAGCAUGUCCCAUAAGUAUCAUAGUAUAGGAUGCCAUGAUGGUCUAGCACCGGAGCCUUUUUUCUUUAUGGAAACCGAUUCCCUUUAUUUUAUUUAUUCAGCUCAAUUCUGCAGGCUAUAGACAGUAAAAAAAGACAAACAAUUGAUGUAUUUAUUUUAAUGGAUUGUUUUAACGUCAAAUCAUGAGAAGACUAUAAUAUAGAAAU
This is a messenger RNA of Xyrauchen texanus (razorback sucker), 12281 nucleotides long. It is a transcript of the gene htt, whose product is annotated as huntingtin. NCBI's taxonomy places the organism in Eukaryota, Metazoa, Chordata, Actinopteri, Cypriniformes, Catostomidae. Gene Ontology annotation, cellular component: nucleus; cytoplasm. Bases 263 to 9601 code for a protein of 3112 amino acids. The transcript is spliced from 66 exons. The record is from RefSeq and is a predicted model, not a curated record.